CUCAAUUGUAUGGGGACGAAGCGGUUUUAUCUAUGGAAAUCUUAAAAUAUCUUCUCUCUGUCCACCAGCGGCUCCACAAUCCGCAACUAUCCGGCCUCGAUUGCAGCUACGUUCCAAAUUGGAAAUGCCUGUGUCAGCGUAGUUUCCUCAACAACCACUUCUUCGCAGACCACGUCGCAAAUAUUAAAAUGGAAUCAGGGGAAAUGCAUCAACAAAUACCCUCAGGAGCACCCUUCGAUUGUUGGGUCCUGUUUUCCGAGGUGGAGGACGGUGAGGCUUGGAUCGAGAACUUAGACAUCCGACCGAUGUUCGGUAACCAGCGAUUCAGCGACAGACAGUUGCAAUCGUCUUCUUCAGGGGAAGGUGCUCUGGCAGCGAAGUAAGGCUGAGGUCUUUCGGUCUCCUCACGGUGCCCGCAUAAUUUCUGGCAGGAUACGCCACUUACACGUAAUCCUUACAUUUGAGCCACUUUUGUACUUAAGCGGUGAAUUAUUUUGCUCAAUCAAUGGAGAAGAGAGCUCAGGCAAAUGCUGUCAUUUGCGGGCUUUUCUGUUGAUGAGAAGAUUGAUAUCUUGAUCAGUUUGGGCAAUGAUAGAGGUUUUCUUUGAGAGUAUUGGUGCAUUUAGGAACGGUUUCACGUUUUUAUAUCAAAAGACUUCACUGUCUUCCUCAGUCCGCAUCGUUUUAUUGUUGUUGUGAGCGGCAGCGUUAAUGAGGCGUUUUAAUUUCAAGUCAACUUUCUCGA
Molecule: messenger RNA, 745 nt
Organism: Physcomitrium patens
Lineage: Eukaryota; Viridiplantae; Streptophyta; Bryopsida; Funariales; Funariaceae
Source: RefSeq, a predicted model, not a curated record